CUCGUAUUCUUCACAAAGUGCGCCCGGUGGCUCAAAAGGCCACUCUUCCUAUAAUCCUUAGAUCUAAAUACCAUCUCUCGCACGAGAACCAAGCAAGUGUCCUCCCCAACAAAGUCGAGACUGCCAGUGCUGGAUUUAAGGAUAAUGCCGCAAAGAUGGAAGCGUUGGUCAAGGAUCUCGAACUAAAGACCGAGAAGAUCAAGUUGGGGGGUGGUGAGGUUGCACGCCAACGACACUUGUCAAGAAAGAAGAUGUUGCCAAGAGACAGAAUCAACCGCCUUCUCGAUCCUCAAUCACCAUUUCUUGAGCUGUCUCCUCUGGCAGGAUAUGAGUUGUAUGAUGAUGAGGUUGCCGCUGGUGGUAUUAUUACCGGCAUUGGGCGUGUUAAUGGAGUGGAGUGUAUGGUGGUUGCUAACGAUCCAACAGUGAAAGGUGGAUCUUAUUAUCCCAUCACAGUCAAGAAGCAUCUUCGAGCUCAGGAAGUUGCCAAAGAAAACAACCUUCCCUGUAUUUACCUGGUUGACUCUGGCGGUGCCAACUUACCUCGUCAAGCCGAUGUGUUUCCUGAUCGUGAACAUUUUGGGCGUAUUUUUUAUAAUCAGUCCAACAUGUCUGCCCAGGGUAUUCCUCAAAUUGCUGCAGUAAUGGGUUCAUGUACUGCUGGUGGUGCGUAUGUACCUGCUAUGGCCGAUGAGAGUAUUAUUGUGCGAAAGCAGGGAACAAUUUUCUUGGCUGGACCUCCUCUUGUGAAGGCUGCUAUUGGAGAAGACGUGAGUGCUGAAGACCUUGGUGGUGCUGAUUUGCAUUGUCGUACAUCUGGUGUUACGGAUCACUACGCUUUGGAUGACGAACAUGCACUUGUGCUUGCUCGUCGUAUUGUUGGUACUCUUAAUCGAGUCAAGUCUCCACAGAUUGCUCUUCGUACACCUGAAGAACCUCUUUAUUCUGUUGAUGAAAUUGGUGGUAUUGUUGGCGACAAUCUCCGCAAGCCAUUUGACAGCAAGAAUAUUAUUGCUAGAAUUGUUGACGGUAGUCGUUUCAGCGAGUUUAAAGAGCACUACGGUACCUCUUUGGUCACUGGCUUUGCGCAUAUUCAUGGACACCCUGUUGGUAUUGUUGCCAAUAAUGGUAUUCUAUUUUCGGAGUCAGCUCUCAAGGGAGCUCAUUUUAUUGAGCUGUGCUCUCAGAGAGGUAUCCCUCUCGUAUUUCUUCAGAAUAUUACUGGCUUCAUGGUCGGUUCUUCCGCUGAAGCUGGUGGUAUUGCCAAGAAUGGUGCCAAACUUGUUACAGCUGUGUCGUGUGCGAGAGUACCCAAGUUCACUGUGAUCACAGGAGGUAGUUUUGGUGCUGGUAACUACGGCAUGUGUGGUCGUGCUUAUUCGCCUAGAUUUUUGUGGAUGUGGCCUAACGCUAGAAUUUCUGUGAUGGGUGGAGAACAAAGUGCCAAUGUACUUGCUCAAAUUACUCGUGAAAGUAAAGCCAAGAAAGGAUUGACCUGGCCUGAAGAGGAACAAGAGAAGUUUAUGGCCCCUAUUCGUGAAAAGUACGAGGCGGAAGGACAUCCAUAUUUCUCUAGUGCCCGUAUGUGGGACGAUGGUGUUAUUAAUCCUCGCGACACACGGACUGUCCUUGGUCUCGGAUUAAGUGCCAGUAUGAACGCACCGAUUGAGAAAACCAAGUUUGGUAUCUUUAGAAUGUAGAAAAAGUGUUUUGAAGAAAGAAGAAAGAUCCUUGUUGCUUAUUAAGUACGAGAAAUGAAGGAAACAUUUACAAUAGUCAUAAC
Phycomyces blakesleeanus NRRL 1555(-) is the source of this 1783-nucleotide messenger RNA. RefSeq lists its product as hypothetical. Lineage: Eukaryota; Fungi; Mucoromycota; Mucoromycetes; Mucorales; Phycomycetaceae. Bases 156 to 1700 code for a protein of 514 amino acids. Gene Ontology annotation, cellular component: mitochondrion; methylcrotonoyl-CoA carboxylase complex. Gene Ontology annotation, molecular function: methylcrotonoyl-CoA carboxylase activity. Gene Ontology annotation, biological process: L-leucine catabolic process. The transcript is spliced from 13 exons. The record is from RefSeq and is a predicted model, not a curated record.